AUGUUAUUUUUAUGCUUUAAAUCUAUCAGAUUACAAAUUAAGGACCCAAAUUCUCUGUUGAGAAAAUAUAUGUUUAUAGAUAAUUUAGAUGAAUUUUCUAGUCAAGAAUUUGAUAUUGAUAAAUUAGAAUCAAACUAUUUUUUAUUUAACCCAGAAAAAGUUUCUUUAAUAACUUUUAAACCAAUGAUUAAAAUGGUUAAUACAACAAAAUUAGAAUUAAAGCCACUAUUAGAACAAAUACCUAUGACUGAUCUUGGAGGUUUCUAUAGUGCUUUAGCAGGCAAACAAAGUUUUACAAGAAAAUUCGCAGAAAGAUAUGUUACAUAUGUCGGCCUUCCAUUAGUUGAGAAAAUUGAACUUAAAGAAGAAAACAAUAAGACAACUUUGAAAGAUGAAGUUCAAAUUUUAGAGAAAUUGAAAUAUUUAAUGAUUAGAGUUCAAAUGUUAGAAGUCUUAUUAAAGUUUACUAUUUAG
Molecule: messenger RNA, 474 nt
Organism: Funneliformis caledonium
Lineage: Eukaryota; Fungi; Glomeromycota; Glomeromycetes; Glomerales; Glomeraceae
Source: the annotation of a GenBank genome assembly